Messenger RNA from Peromyscus eremicus (cactus mouse), 4683 nucleotides. It is a transcript of the gene Frk, whose product is annotated as fyn related Src family tyrosine kinase. The coding region runs from base 580 to 2118 and encodes 512 amino acids. Gene Ontology annotation, biological process: protein phosphorylation; cell differentiation; innate immune response. Gene Ontology annotation, molecular function: ATP binding; signaling receptor binding; non-membrane spanning protein tyrosine kinase activity. Lineage: Eukaryota; Metazoa; Chordata; Mammalia; Rodentia; Cricetidae. The transcript is spliced from 8 exons. Gene Ontology annotation, cellular component: extrinsic component of cytoplasmic side of plasma membrane. The record is from RefSeq and is a predicted model, not a curated record.
AAGUAAGGAGGAAUUAUUACAGUCUGUUCAGCUCAGGAUGUUAAAGGCGAUAACCUCCACGGCCUGGUUAUUCAUUAGCAAAAAGGAAAGCUCGGGGGAGUACAGGGCCAGUGCAGCUGUUGGCUGGAAGCAGGGUGAGAGCCGCUGGAGCAGGCCAGGUCGGGAGCUUUUACCCGGAGUUAGUAUCAGUCUCUUACUAACUUUUUCUUGGGACGGAGGGAGCGGUGGCUGUCCUUUGUUCUCAGAUGGCUGCUUAAAUAAACCUCCCCCCCCCCAUUUAUUUUAUUUAUCUUUGGUGCCUAAGCAGUCAGGAAGAAGUACCUUCCCACUGGACCUCCUGUCCAGUCCCCGCUUGAUUUUGCCCCAGGGCAGCAGCUACAAACAGAAAGCCAGCUGUGAGUGUGUCUUGGCCAAGCCCAGAUCUGCCGGAGAGAGAUUCGAAGCGGGACUCUAGCCCCUCUGCACAGUAUGGUGAGUUGGAGCUGAUCUGGAAGUUGCUUGGUGGAGGAAGACCACUAGUGGAUCUGUACAGCCUGUGGGGAGAGGGACAUCCUCUCCCCUACUCCCAGCCAGGGCACCAUGGGCAGCGUCUGUGUGAGACUCUGGGCAUACAUUCAGCCUCUUCUCCCCUGCUGGUCCCAAGAGGCCGACAAGUCAGUGGUGAUUGAGAAUCCGGGGGCCUGCUGUCCCCCAGAGGCUCCGAGGUCACAGGAGCCGGAGCGAAGCCCUGGCCACUACUUUGUGGCUCUGUUUGAUUACCAAGCACGUACUGCAGAGGACCUGAGCUUCCGUGCAGGCGACAAACUCCAAGUCUUGGACACUUCGCAUGAGGGCUGGUGGUUGGCCAGACAUUUGGAGAAGAAAGGAGCCGGCUUGGGUCAGCAGCUGCAGGGCUACAUUCCUUCCAAUUACGUGGCAGAGGACCGGAGUCUCCAGGCAGAGCCGUGGUUCUUUGGAGCAAUCAAAAGAGCAGAUGCAGAAAAGCAGCUGCUGUACGCGGAAAACCAGACGGGCGCCUUUCUAAUCAGAGAGAGCGAAAGCCAGAAGGGAGACUUCUCCCUCUCAGUUUUAGAUGAAGGUGUCGUAAAGCACUACAGGAUCCGAAGGCUGGAUGGAGGCAGUUUUUUCCUUACCAGGAGGAAAGCCUUUUCAACUUUGAAUGAAUUUGUGAGUUACUACACCACAACAAGCGAUGGGCUGUGUGUCAAGUUGGAAAAGCCAUGCUUAAAGAUACAGGUCCCAACUCCUUUCGAUUUGUCUUAUAAAACUGUGGACCAGUGGGAGAUAGACCGCAACUCCAUACAGCUUCUGAAGCGACUGGGAUCUGGCCAGUUUGGAGAAGUUUGGGAAGGCCUGUGGAAUAAUACCACUCCUGUGGCUGUAAAAACAUUAAAACCAGGUUCGAUGGAUCCAAAUGACUUCCUGAGGGAGGCACAGAUAAUGAAGAGCCUGAGACAUCCAAAGCUUAUCCAGCUGUAUGCUGUUUGCACUUUAGAAGAUCCAAUUUAUAUUAUUACAGAGUUGAUGAGACAUGGAAGUCUGCAAGAAUAUCUCCAAAACGAUGGUGGGUCAAAAAUCCACCUGACUCAACAGGUAGACAUGGCGGCACAGGUGGCUUCUGGAAUGGCCUAUCUGGAGUCCCAGAACUACAUCCACAGGGAUCUGGCUGCAAGAAAUGUUCUUGUUGGUGAACAUAAUAUCUACAAAGUAGCAGAUUUUGGACUUGCAAGAGUUUUUAAGGUAGAGAAUGAAGACAUCUACGAAUCUAAACACGAAAUAAAGCUGCCAGUGAAGUGGACUGCUCCUGAGGCCAUUCGUACUAAUAAAUUCAGCAUUAAGUCCGAUGUGUGGUCUUUUGGAAUCCUUCUCUAUGAAAUCAUUACUUACGGCAAAAUGCCUUACAGUGGCAUGACAGGUGCUCAAGUAAUUCAGAUGUUGAGUCAAAACUACAGACUACCACAGCCAUCUAACUGUCCACAGCAAUUUUACAGCAUCAUGCUGGAGUGCUGGAAUGCAGAGCCUAAGCAAAGGCCCACAUUUGAGACCCUGCACUGGAAACUUGAAGACUACUUUGAGACGGACGCUUCAUAUUCAGAUACAAAUAAUUUCAUAAAAUGAACACCAAAAAGAAGAAAUACAACAAAGAUGUGAAGAAAAUCAGAAUCAUCAGUCCAUAAAUACAAUGUUAUAAACCAACUGUGAAAUCAGUUUCUUUUGACAUAUUCAGGUGGUAGGGUGAACUCAGCCAUGUAUUAUAUAUUAAAAAAGAUUAUCUGUGUAUUUUAUUGACUAGGGAACACUGCAGGACAGUCUAAGAUGUAUGUCAUUUUCUCACUGCCUGGUACAAUCAAACACACUAAAUGAAGUUAUUUUUUUCCUUUUAAGAACUACUCACAUUUCUAUUUAUUGUUGGAAAUGCCGAUCAAGAGAAUCAACAGAUGAUAGUUUCCAACUCAGUAACUGUUGUAGCAUUUUCCUGUUUACUGAUUAGAAUGGUUAUCAUUAUUCCUCAAAUCGCUGAAUCCCAUCAGGCUGUUAUUAUGAAGGAAUCUGAUUGCUCUGCAGCACAGCAGGACCUGUGCUUGGAGAUUUUUUCCCUCUCUUUUAAAAUAUCCUGUAACUACAAUGAUGGCAAAGCCAUGUUAAAUGACUUGAUUGUACUUGAAGUAAUUGCACAUAUUUUUCCUAUGCAUAAGAAAAUGAAGCAGCUGUUGAGAAAAAGAAUUAAAAUCUUUCUCAUUUUGUAGAAGGAAAUGAUGGUGUUUUUCUAUACCUCAGUAUGUGCCAUCAGAGAAUCGUCUGCAUUAGUUUUAAUCUCUUAAUGUCAGGAAUCAGGUUGCAAAGCUGAUGAAUUAUUAUGUUUGGGAAUAUAAGGGAACCACCAUAUUGCCCACCCGGUCUGAAAAAUAGAUAUUAACGUGGUUUAGGGGAGCUAGAGGAGAGUUGGAGAAUUGCUGCCACUUCUAAGUAACAAUAAAAAGUUCCUUUGGCACACAGGCCAGUUUUAAAUUGGCUACAAGACAGGCCAAGCCCUGCUUCAGCUCUUGAGUCUUGGGAUAAUGUCUGAACUUGGUUAUGAACUGUAGCAUUUGUCUGUUAAGACAGGAAGUUUUUUAGUAUCUUAUUUUUUUCUAACUUUGGUAAGAACUUCUCUGUUUGCUUAGGCAAUGAGUGUAUCAAACAUUCUGCCUUGUGAAUGGCUAACAAGACUUCUCCAAAGUGAUGUCAAAGUCAAGAUUUAUGUAUUUCAAGACCUUCUAAUGCACAGCACUGAAUGAACAUACCAAAAGGAAACAGGACAUAUCAUGUUUACCUUUCAUCCUUCUUUAAGAGAGAAGAGAUUAUCUAGAUGGUCACAAAAAUCUACUGGCAAUUUAAAAAAUGUCAAUUCUUUUAACUAGAAACUAGGGGGCAAGGCUCCAGGGACUAACCACUAGUGGUUUGGUGAUGUCAUUGUCCUAGGUCCUUUUGUGUUGCCCAUGGUAAAAAUCUUUACAAAAAGCAACUUAGAGGAGAAAGGGUUUAUUUUAUAUUUCAAUUCCAGAUCAGUCCAUCACUUCAGGAAGUCACAGUGUCAAGAGCUUGCAGCAGCUGGUUACAUCAUAUCCACAGUCUAAGAGGAGGGAGAAAUAAGUACAUGCCCGUGUGGCUUGCUUGCUUACCUGUGCUCAGGUCAAUUUCUAUACACUUAAAAAGUGUGGGGUCCUUUGCCUAGGGAAUAGCAUGUCACACAAUGAGCUGGAUCUUCCCAGAUCAAUUAACUUAAUUAAGACAAUUCUCUGCAGACAUGCCCACAAGCCAAUCCAAUAUAGGCAACCCAUCACUGGGUCUCUCUUUCCAGGUGAUUCUGGGUUGUGUCAAGCUGUCAAGUACAGCUAGCCAUCACACCACUUAAGACUCAAAUCCUUUCAGAUUUUCCAAUCUACCACAAGCAUUGACUGUGUUCCUGUGGUCACAGAUGGCCAUCAGUAGUAACUGAGACUCCUUCUCCUUUAACCAACAAGAGAAAAAUGGCUUCACACUUAGGCAUUAUCCUAAGCUUCCUAAAAAAAAAAAAUCUUAUCUUUUGAGGGGAAGCGGGUGGCAAACACAAGUCCUGUGCCCAAGUCUGGACAACAAACAGUACAGUGAAUGUGAGUGUUGUGUGUUGAUUGGCUUAGAAGAAAGUCUGCACUGCACAGCUGGGGGAUAUGAAUUUCUCCAAGACAAGCUGUUUAUUCAAAUAAAAUUAGAGAUUAGUUGAUGGAGAGGUGUCCAUUAACAAAACCAUUUAAGAUGAAUUAACUGUUGGAAUUAAUCUAUGUACAUGAAUGCAUCCAUUUAUCAUCUCAAGCAUUUCUGAAGAUUGCAGUCUGGAUCAUGUAGAGAUAAAAGCUAUAGAAGCACUCAGAGAAGUAAAAGUAUUAAUAUUUUAAUCCGAUAACAGAGCAUGGAGUUACUUCAAUUAUUUAAGUUUCUAGUCUAAUCUAACCAAGGAGAUGAUUUUCAACAACUAGUUGGUUAAAGUAAUAUAAUAAAAGGAUUCCCUUUUCUGAGUUAAUUCCUCCAGGGCAGAUUCUGCUUGGGGCAUAUGUAUAAACGAAUGGAAAUAUUCCCAUUUCAUUGUGCAAAUUCAAAUGCUAUGUACUUUUUUUGUGGUGGCUGAUAAUAAAUUUGUAGUAAGAUCUGGUUUUGAAACAUAAA